Messenger RNA from Alternaria rosae, 327 nucleotides. RefSeq lists its product as uncharacterized. The coding region runs from base 1 to 327 and encodes 108 amino acids. The record is from RefSeq and is a predicted model, not a curated record. NCBI's taxonomy places the organism in Eukaryota, Fungi, Ascomycota, Dothideomycetes, Pleosporales, Pleosporaceae. The transcript has 2 exons.
AUGGUACGGGUAGUAAGGGACGGCGCCCGAUUUGCUCAAGAACAACAGGCAGAAAUCAUCACCACGCGCAACCAGCGAGAGUCGGCCUUUCUGCGUCUCCCUGGCGACAUUCGCAACCAAAUCUAUGCCUAUGCGUUUCGCGACACCACAAUUCCCAAGUUCUCAGAGAUGUACAAGAGCCAUCUUGAUCGCCGCCUACCCCUCCCUGCGGAUCUGCGGAUCUGCGGCUCCUCGCUGUCAGCCGCCAGAUCCAUGCCGAGACACGCCUCCUACCUUUCAAGCUCUACGCUUUCCAGAUUCCGCCCGAGGAUACCAUGGCGUUCCUGA